Molecule: messenger RNA, 1588 nt
Organism: Asparagus officinalis (garden asparagus)
Lineage: Eukaryota; Viridiplantae; Streptophyta; Magnoliopsida; Asparagales; Asparagaceae
Product: probable ADP-ribosylation factor GTPase-activating protein AGD11
Exons: 10
Coding region: 233-1372 (379 amino acids)
Molecular function (GO): GTPase activator activity; phospholipid binding
Source: RefSeq, a predicted model, not a curated record
ACCCUUUUCUUCCCAUCAUUUUCAAUUAUUUUCUCAUCAUUUGAAAAAUUUGGAGGAGAAACUAAAAAAAUAGAGGAAGGAGAAGAAAUUAAUUUAAGGAACAGUUGAAAAUGAAGGCAAAUUCUUUAAAUUCGUUCGGAUUUAGGGGAGGUUAGGUAGCCAUCUGCAUGGUGCAAUUUGGAUCCCCAUUUGCCCUAAUUUCAAGGGGGAAGUUUCUGUGAUUUGCAUAAAAAUGAAUUCCAUUCUAGAAAACGACGAGGAGGACAUCAGCCGUCGAGGUAAGACGGUGUUAGCGAGAAGAAGGAGCUCAACAAGAGAACAAAGGAGACGUUAUUUAGAGGAAAUAAUGUGCAUGAUGUCAAUCUUAAAAAAAGGUGCAUUGAAACGGCUGGAAAAUUUUCUGAAGCAAGCGGGUAAUAAAUCUUGUGCUGAUUGUGGAGCUCCAAAUCCUAAAUGGGUGUCAUCGAGUCUUGGAGUAUUCAUUUGUAUCAAGUGCUCAGGUGUUCAUAGAAGUCUUGGAGUUCAUAUAUCAAAGGUAUUAUCCGUGAAACUAGAUGAGUGGACAGAUGAACAGGUUGAUUCUGUGAUUAAUGCGGGAGGGAAUGAUGCCAUAAAUGCAAACUAUGAAGCUUUUAUUCCUGAAAAUGUAAACAAGCUAAAGCCAGACUCUCCAAUUGAGGAGCGCUCUGAUUUUAUCAGGAGAAAAUAUGAGCUGCAAGAAUUUCUAAACUCAGACUUGCAGAUUGCAAGUGUCAGCUCCACGCAGAAAAAUCUCUCCAGUUCCAGACAAUUUGGGAAACAACAUACUGGAAUCCGGCAAGCACUCCGGAAUAGUUGGAGAAGAAAUGACUCCGAGCAGAGGAGUAUAAAGAAAACAAUGGGCAUGGUUGAGUUUAUUGGAUUGAUCAAAGUCAACACUAUAAAGGGUAGAAACCUAGUUGUCCGGGAUCUUGUGAGUAGUGAUCCUUAUGUCAUCAUAACAUUAGGACACCAGUCAGUGAGAACAGAGGUGAUAAAAAGCAGUUUAAAUCCUGUGUGGAAUGAAAUGCUAAUGUUGUCGAUCCCAGAACCCGUCCCGCCUUUAAAGCUUCAAGUGUAUGAUAAGGACACAUUUACAUUCGAUGAUCGGAUGGGAGAGGCAGAGAUAGAUAUCCAGCCAUUAGUCGCAGCAGCGAAAGCUUUUGAAACCUCCACAAUUGGUGAGUCUACACACCUUGGAAAAUGUGUAGCCUCCGAUGACAACUCAUUAAUCAAGGACAGUAUAAUCUCCCUAGUUGAUGGCAAGGUUAAGCAAAAUAUCACCCUUAAACUUAGAAAUGUUGACAAAGGUGAGUUAGAAAUUGAGCUAGAAUGUCUUCCCCUGAGUCAAUAGUUAGUGAUAUAUGAGUCCUGUAACACAAUUGUGGAUUCAGAUCAGUAUGUAUAUUCAUGUGUCAUGUGGAUUGCUAGCUUUAGCCCCAUUUCUUUCUUAUUGUUGUAUCGUACGAGAUUUAUGCAGAUAUUAGUUACUGGUAGAAAUAUGAUACUUGCAUAGUUAGUCAUCUGCAUCCCACUUUCAGAGAAAUGAGGAUGUUUGGCGUUAGUGAUU